AAACGAAACGACGUACGCCUGGCCGGCCGCGCGCCCCGGGCCCCGCCGCAUUCCCGGAAUCGACCCUUCUCCCGCCAUUUGCCACCCGCCUUUCGCCGAGCCCGCGCUCCGAGGGCUGAGGCCCACGGCGGCCGGGAGCGGACGAGCGGCAUGGCGCGCGGCGCGGACGGCGGGGACGGGGCUCGCGUCUGGCAGCACGUGUUCCUGCUCCCAGAAUAUUUGAAGGAUGCUUCAAAGAAGAUGAAGAGUGGGCUUGUGUUUGUAAAACUGGCUAACCCAUGUUCAGGGGAAGGAACCAUUUACUUGUUCAACAUGUGUCUACCGCAGCUGUUUGAAAUAAAAGUUUUCAAGGAAAAAAACCAUUCUUGGUUUAUAAAUGAAUCAGUUCAAUCAGGAGGUCUUCUUCACUUCGCCACACCUAUGGACCCUCUGUUUCUGCUUCUCCACUACCUUAUAAAGGCUGAUAAAGAGUCUUUUCAGGGGAAGUUUCAGCCCCUGGAUCAAGUUGUGAUGGAUGACAUGUUCCCGGAUUGCAUCUUGUUGCUGAAACUUCCUGAACUUGAGAAGUUACUUCGACACGUGACAGAGGAGAAAGAAGUAGACAAGAAGAAAUAUUACAAGUACAGCAAAGAGAAGACAUUAAAAUGGCUAGAAAAAAAGGUUAAUCAGACUAUGGCAGCAUUAAAAGCCAAUAAGGUGAAUGUCAGUGCCCGGGUACAGUCUACUGCAUUUUUCUCUGGUGGCCAGGUCUCCAGUGACAAGGACGAGGAUUAUGUUCGUUAUGCCCAUGGUCUGAUAUCUGAUUACAUCCCUAAACAAUUAAGUGAUGACUUAUCUAAACACUUAAAGCUUCCAGAACCUCCAGCUUCAGUCCGAAACCCUCCCUCAAAGAAAGCAAAGUUAUCAGAUGAGCCCGUAAUGGCAAAAGAAGAUUACACUAAGUUUAACUCCAAAGAUUUCAAGACUGUAAAGGUGGCAGCACGAAGACAGAAAAGGGACAAGUGACAGCAGAUCCACGCAAGGCUCUUCUGCUUCUCCUGUGAUCUAAGACUCUCCCAAAGGGCUACAUACAACUUCUUCUGCACUUUCUGGAAAAUCACCAAAUGCCAAAAGAAGCGUUUUAAAGGACUAACCAGGAAUGCUUUAUUUCUAUGAGCAACACCACUAGUCCCUUCGAGCAGUGGCAACUCCCCGUGGAGGCGACUGUCAUGGAACUAGAAAGCACCCCAAAUGUGAACCUGCCCUGAGGAAUUCAGGCCACAUCAGUGCUCUGCUGAUCUACCCGCCAUAAAGCUGUGGAUUUCUACUGCCCAGUGCUUCAGAUUGCAACACAUCGGGGGCAGACGGCUCCUUGUGAGUUUCAGGUCAUUUCUUAUGCCCGACCCCAUUGACCUGCUCUGCUUUCCUGGGGUUAAGAGAGCACUUUUAGGUCGGCAUGUGGUGACUGUAAGUACUAGGUUCCACACCAGAAGCUUUGACAAACCAAGUUUCUAGACUUACUUAAGAAAAAAAAAGGAGGGGAUUUCCCUGGCAUUCCAGGGGUUAGAAGUUGGAGUUUUCAUUGCUGUUCCCUGGGCUCAAUCCCUGGUCAUGAAACUAGGAUCCUGCAAGCUGCUCAGUGUGGUUAAAAAAAAAAAAGCCUGACCUUUCUUUACUCCUUAUCAAUUUUGGCAGCUUCUAGUUCAUAACAAUACCUGAACAUGUGCAUUUUAUGAUCUGCUGGGGUUGUAAACUUUGCUUCAUUUUUAAAAGACUUGUCCAA
Bubalus bubalis (water buffalo) is the source of this 1762-nucleotide messenger RNA. It is a transcript of the gene RNASEH2B, whose product is annotated as ribonuclease H2 subunit B. The transcript has 11 exons. Lineage: Eukaryota; Metazoa; Chordata; Mammalia; Artiodactyla; Bovidae. The record is from RefSeq and is a predicted model, not a curated record. Gene Ontology annotation, biological process: ribonucleotide metabolic process; RNA catabolic process. Gene Ontology annotation, cellular component: ribonuclease H2 complex; nucleoplasm. Bases 151 to 1005 code for a protein of 284 amino acids.